Bactrocera dorsalis (oriental fruit fly) is the source of this 1239-nucleotide messenger RNA. RefSeq lists its product as uncharacterized. Bases 199 to 897 code for a protein of 232 amino acids. The record is from RefSeq and is a predicted model, not a curated record. The transcript has a single exon. Lineage: Eukaryota; Metazoa; Arthropoda; Insecta; Diptera; Tephritidae.
GGGAGCCUGUAAUAGGUCUUCCUCUAGGACACGCCCACUAUUAUUUAGAGUAGUACGGAACCUUUUUACCUGAACCCAACAGGUAGGCAGAAAAUAUUACCAGUGACCCUCAGUGCAAAAGCUAUAAAAACUAGAACAAAUUACGAAACAACUAUCAUUAUCCGAUAAUCGUUGCAAUUGAACAGUCUAUCACUCGAAAUGCUUAAAAAACAAAUUAAACAUAUCACAGUACCGGAAAUGUUUACACCAACGCAUCCAGGAACUCUCAGCUAUACUCUGUUCUUACAUCGUAACGAAAUGAAGAGACACGGUGAUCAAUUUAACCGUUGUUUACGAUUAACCAGGUCAAAAUUUUUCGUCACAGAAAAGCUGAUUACCCAGGUGACAGCACAGAUGUAUCGUCCAAGUGCUCGUGAAAUCCAAAUACUUCAUCGGGAGCAAUUUUUCUGCGAACGUUUGAGGCAACAAAUGCAGCAUAUGAUGAGUUGGCAGCAAAUGAGCGAAUCACUGAAAAAGGAAAUUGUAGAGGCCGCCUCUGUUAAAAGAGAGGAAGAAGAACGAAAGCGAAACGAACAUGUCAGGCGAAUGAAUCUCAAAGACAACAACGUUAAUGCAAAACCAAACAGUACUUCUAAUAACAAAAUGAUGGCAAAGGGAGCUGCACAUUAUGGACACAUGACGAACCCAUCAAGACUAAACUAUGGCAAGACAAGCAGAACACCAAACGGAAAAGUGCAGUUCAAAAAUUUGGCAAAAGCGACUCCGCAAAAUCCGCAUAAGCACGCAGUUGGAAACGGGGUUUCACAAUUAAUGGAGUUACCAGGAAAUCGGCACCAAAUAACGGAAUACCGCAGAAAAAUGCGUCAAAGGAUGGCGCAACGUAAAAACUUUAUUUGAAUUGUUAUUGUUCUUUUAAGUUCAAGGAAUAGAUGUUAUAGACACUUUGUAUAAUAAACUAUUUAUUUAAAAAAAUAUAUAAAUUUUCUUCGUCUAACAUAUGUAUAUAUUUUGGAUAGUUUGAACUGAUGCAUCUACGUCUACAUAUUUAAGGAAAUGUUCUAGAAUCAAUUCUUAUUUCUUAUAAAUUACAUGUGGUUUUCAAUGAAGCAAUAAUUUUCUCAGAAUUGGUCUUCUUGACAAUUGUUCGAUUUAUACUCAUUUCAUAAUACAAGUAUAACUCUGGAGCAAAGUUUGCAAACGGGCCAAAAUUAGAACAUUCCUGCUUCGUAAAAUCGUCAC